AUGCGCCUCCUAGAACGCAAUGAUACCGGCGAUGUCAGUUUGACGGGUGACAUUCCCGACGACCAGGUCCCACCGUAUGCGAUACUUUCGCACACAUGGGGCGACGAAGAGGUCAGCUUUGAGGAUGUAACGGACGGUACAUGCAAGAACAAAAGAGGCUACUCUAAGAUCCAGUUUUGCGGAGACCAAGCCGGGCGUGAUGGACUGAAAUUCUUCUGGAUCGACACAUGCUGCAUCAACAAAUCCGACUGCGAUGAGUUUCAGGAGGCUCUCAACUCCAUGUUCCGAUGGUACCGCAAUGCGGCCAAAUGCUAUGUCUAUCUCACAGACGUCUCAACCUACCAACAGGACGCCGAUAGCAAUCCCGGUUGGGAAUUGGCUUUUCGGAAAUCCAGAUGGUUCACUCGUGGGUGGACCCUCCAAGAGCUUAUUGCGCCAACAGUUGUUGAAUUCUUCUCCGAAGACCGCAAGCGCCUAGGAGACAAGAAGUCACUCGCACAGCAUAUUCACAACACAACUGGCAUUCCUCUAGAAGCUCUCCAAGCCAAGAAAUUGUCCGAUUUCAGCUUUGACGUACGUAUGUCGUGGAUUAAACACCGCAGCACGACGCGCGAAGAAGACAGGGCUUACUGUCUAUUCGGCCUCUUUAACGUACAAAUGCGGCUUCUAUACGGCGAAGGAGAAGAAAGAGCAUUUGAGCGGCUGCGAGAGGAAAUUAGCAAGCAUGAUCGCUGUCUGUCCAGUCUGCAUUCUACCGACCCGCGCCUUGACAAGAAGCGCAUCGAGGAGGCAAAGGGUGGGUUGCUUGAUGACGCCUACCGCUGGGUUUUCGACAACCCCGUCUUCCGCGGUUGGCAUGACCAGUCAGAGAGCCGCCUUCUCUGGAUUAAAGGAGAUCCCGGCAAGGGCAAGACCAUGUUGCUCUGCGGCAUAAUUAACGAACUGGAGGGUGCCAUUGUUGUAGACGGGCACUGUCGCAACUUGGCCUAUUUCUUCUGCCAAGCUACCGACUCGCGCAUCAAUAACGCCAUUGCCGUGUUACGCGGCUUGAUCUACCUUCUUGCCCACCAGCAGCCACGUCUCAUCCCCCACAUACGCAAAUACACGGAUAAGGCUAAAUCGCUCUCUGACGCAAAUGCGUGGUUCGUCCUCUCGGAUAUUUUAGGGGGGAUGCUAGGAGACCCGAACUUGAAGCCAACCUACCUGGUCAUCGACGCUCUGGACGAAUGCAUGGGUGACUUGCCAAGACUUCUUAAAUUUAUCAUCGGGAUGUCAUCUACGUUUCCUUGUGUCAAGUGGGUCGUCUCUAGUCGCAACUGGCCGAAUAUCGAGGAGAGCCUAGAAGCCGCGGAAAAGAAGAUAAGGCUCAGUCUUGAGUUAAACGAAGAGUCUAUCUCCUCCGCUGUCAGCACAUAUAUUCAGCAUAAGAUAGAUGAACUAGCGUGGCUAAAGAGGUACGACGACAGAACAAAGAACGCUGUUCAACACCACUUGACCCGCAACGCAAACGACACAUUCCUCUGGGUGGCUUUGGUUUGUCAAGAACUUACGAAUGUUUCACGAUCGAGGGUUCUCACCAAGUUGAACACGUUUCCACCUGGUCUUGAUUCUCUCUACCAACGAAUGAUAGAUCAGGUUCGCCGCUCGGAUGAGGCAGAUCUCUGCAAACAAGUGAUGGCCGUCCUCUCCAUUACUUACCGGCCUAUUACGAUACAAGAGCUGACAUCUUUCGUGGAUAUACCCGAGGGCAUCUCCGACAAAAAGGAAUUCAUGACAGAGAUAGUAGGACUCUGCGGCUCUUUUUUGACCCUUCGAGAAACCACCAUCUAUUUCGUCCACCAAUCCGCAAAGGAUUUCUUGCUGAGAGAGGCGGCUUAUGAAGUUUUUCCUUCCGGGAUAAAAGACAUACAUCAUACCGUCUUCUCUCGAUCGUUACACAUUAUGUCCGGAACAUUACGACGCGACAUCUACAGCCUUGGCGCCCCGGGAUCUUUCAUCAACGACGCCAAACUACCCGAUCCAGACCUGCUGGCCGCAGCACGCUAUGCUUGUAUCUACUGGGUUGAUCAUCUCUGUGACUGGCAGGCGAGCGACGAUAGCAAGCACCCAGAUGUUUUCCAAGAUGGUGGUAUCGUCGAUGGCUUUCUGAGACAGCAUUACCUCCACUGGCUUGAAGCACUUUCACUUUGUAAGAGCAUGCCGCAAGGGGUACUUUCAAUGGCAAACCUCGAAAGCAUUCUUCAGGUAAAGCUCUACCCAGUAAUAGUAUCAUAUCAUUAA
Podospora pseudocomata is the source of this 2280-nucleotide messenger RNA. Lineage: Eukaryota; Fungi; Ascomycota; Sordariomycetes; Sordariales; Podosporaceae. The record is from the annotation of a RefSeq genome assembly.